This is a messenger RNA of Oryza brachyantha (malo sina), 777 nucleotides long. RefSeq lists its product as uncharacterized. The record is from RefSeq and is a predicted model, not a curated record. Bases 274 to 504 code for a protein of 76 amino acids. NCBI's taxonomy places the organism in Eukaryota, Viridiplantae, Streptophyta, Magnoliopsida, Poales, Poaceae. The transcript has 3 exons.
UCAUUAUCAUUCAAGAGAAAAAGUGCACGAUCCCUUGAAGGCCUGGAUAUUGUUGGGACAUGUCGUGGAUAAGAGAUUCUGAAACUAGGCUGCUAGCUCACUAGCAAUCAAGCUUCUUCAGCAAAGCUACAAAACUCAAUUGGUCGAGCAACGUGGAACCAAAGACACCCAACGAAGGCUCUUGCUUGCAGAAAGCUAGUAACUGCUGCUGUGAAACAGAGGCACAGUUCAGUUUCAGUCGUCAGAGGGAGCUGCCUGAAAUCCUCUUUAGACAUGGCUUCGGCAGAUGCCAUCUUGUCUUCGCAGGUGGCCGGCGAAUGCAUGAAGAUCACCAAGUUGGCAGCAGCAAGCCCAGCGAAAGUGCAGGUGCAAAGUGAAGAUGGAAUUGGAAGCAGAAGGCAGCAGGUGGUGAAGAUGGAGAAGGCUGUGAGCAAGCAGCUGAAGCCUCGGUUUGCCCUUGAGCUGGAUGGGCUCUACUGCUUCGAGACCCUGGUCCCCCGUUAGACGCCAGCUAGUGCUGAAUUUAGAGCUGGGAACCUGAUAUGAUUGGUUUUUUCACUGUGUUUUUGGAUCCAUGAUUUUUGCGGGGUUAAUUAAUUAUAUUUGCGCAAAUUUUCUGUUGUGUGAUCCUUCACACGCGAUUAAUGAUUGUGUAAAAUGCUUUCUUCAACGCGAUAAAUGUAAUUGCUUUUUGUGAGUGAUUUGUCUAGUUAUGUUAAAGAUUAUUGUUUUGCGAAGACAUUACAUAAUCGAUUUUUCAGAGGUUUCUUUUUUGGA